Megalobrama amblycephala (Wuchang bream) is the source of this 4909-nucleotide messenger RNA. RefSeq names its product glutamate receptor interacting protein 2b (gene grip2b). The transcript has 24 exons. Gene Ontology annotation, biological process: neurotransmitter receptor transport, endosome to postsynaptic membrane. The record is from RefSeq and is a predicted model, not a curated record. Bases 160 to 3420 code for a protein of 1086 amino acids. Gene Ontology annotation, molecular function: protein binding. Lineage: Eukaryota; Metazoa; Chordata; Actinopteri; Cypriniformes; Xenocyprididae.
UGUGUAUGUCCCUGAUACGUGUGUGAGAGAGACUAAACGCGCACACACACACACACAGAGCUGAACCGUGUGACCAGACAGGGGGGCGCUUCUGUUGCUCGCAGAGCUGCAUUUCUGUCUCUCGGUUGGUGUGUGUGUGUUUGAAUCAAGCACGCCAACAUGCUCUGUGGGCUACGGAGAGAAGUGAAGACCAGUUUUGAUGAUGGGCCGUAUUCUAAGGGGAACAAGGACUCGACGGGAGCAGAAAACACACUCACAUCCAGAAGACAAAGCAUCCCAGAACUGCGUGGGGUUACGCUGGUUGAGCUGAUUAAGAAAGAGGGAAGCACUUUGGGUCUCACCAUCUCAGGCGGCACAGACAAAGACGGCAAACCACGCGUCUCCAACCUGCGGCCGGGUGGCCUUGCGGCGAGGAGUGAUCAACUCAAUGUGGGCGACUACAUCAAGUCAGUCAAUGGCAUCAACCUGACCAAGCUGCGUCACGACGAGAUCAUCAGUCUGUUAAAGAAUGUAGGAGAGCGCGUUGUGCUGGAAGUGGAAUAUGAACUGCCUUCAGCUGCGCCAGACAGUACCUCAGGUGUUAUUUCCAAGACAAUCGAGAUCUGUUUGCAGAAAGAGGGCAACAGUUUUGGCUUUGUUAUGCGAGGUGGAUCGCAUGAGGACUGGCACAAAUCUCGCCCUUUGGUGGUCACACAUGUCCGUCCAGGUGGUCCUGCUGACAGAGAAGGGACUUUAAAAGCAGGUGAUCGGAUCUUAAGCGUGGAUGGAGUGGUUUUACACAGUGCCACUCACAGCGAAGCCCUUAUUGUACUGACCCAGUGUGGACAGGAAGCCCUUUUCCAGAUCGAGUACGAUGUCUCCAUCAUGGACUCGGUGACCAAUGCUUCAGGUCCUCUGCUGGUGGAGAUUGCCAAGGCACCCGGAGCGAGUCUGGGAAUUACUCUGACUACUGCCAUGCACAGGAACAAACAGGCCAUCGUCAUCGACAAGAUAAAAUCCGCUAGCGUGGUGGACAGGUCAGGAGCAUUACAUGUGGGUGAUCAUAUCCUGUCUAUAGACGGCACCAGCACAGAGCACUGCUCGGUUCUGGAGGCAACGCAGUUGCUGGCCAGCACUUCUGAUCAGACCAAACUAGAGAUCCUACCCGCACACCAAACACGACUGCCCGGAAAACCCCAGGACACUGUGAAAGUUCAGAAAAGUGACCACCCGCACUGCUGGGACCCCUGUGUGAACUACUGCCAUUCCCAACAUCCUGUUCACUGCAAGACAUCGACAUGGACCUCUGCUUCCAGUAACCCAUCCAGCUCUCAGGAUUACUGCAAAUCGAUAGUCUGCACUAACUUCUCCCCUGGGUCCACCACCACAUCGGGCAUGACCAGCCAGGGUUCCAGCACGCUGCCCCGGGCCGCUCCUCCCAUGAGCCCGCGGAACUCCAUGCUAAAGAGAAGACAGAGGAAAAAAGAGCACAAGAGCUCCUCCGUGUCUUUAGCCUCAAGUUCUGUGGGCCCUGGUGGUCAGAUUGUCCACACAGAGUCCAGUGAGGUCACUCUGAGAGGAGACCCUCUUAAUGGGUUUGGGGUUCAGCUACAAGGUGGAAUAUUUGCGACGGAGACUCUCUCUGCACCCCCUCUUAUCCGCUUCAUAGAGCCGGACAGCUCGGCCGAAAGGUGUGGGCUUCUCCAGGUUGGAGACAGAGUCUUAUCCAUCAAUGGAAUUCCUACAGAAGAUGGAACGCUGGAAGAGGCCAAUCAGCUGCUCCGAGAUGCUGCUCUGGCCAAUAAGGUGACACUAGAGAUUGAGUUUGAUGUAGCAGAAUCUGUUGUGCCUAGCAGCGGAACUUUUCAUGUGAAGCUGCAGAAGAAAAGAGGAGUGGAGCUGGGCAUCACUAUCAGUGCCAGUAAGAAACCAGGAGAGCCUCUUAUCAUCUCUGACAUUAAAAAAGGCAGCAUGGCCCACAGAACAGGAACUCUGGAGCCCGGAGACAAGCUGCUAGCCAUAGAUAACAUCCGCCUGGAGAACUGCUCCAUGGAAGACGCUGUCCAGAUUCUCCAGCUGAGCGAAGACCUGGUCAAACUCAAAAUCCGCAAGGAUGAGGACAACUCAGACGAGCAGGAGUCUUCCGGCUCUAUCAUCUACACAGUGGAGCUGAAGCGGUACGGCGGCCCGCUGGGCAUCACCAUCUCCGGCACAGAGGAGCCCUUUGACCCCAUCAUCAUCUCCGGCCUGACCAAGAGGGGUCUUGCUGAGAGGACUGGAGCCAUUCAUAUUGGUGAUCGGAUUCUGGCCAUCAACAGCGUCAGUCUGAAGGGAAAACCGCUCAGUGAAGCCAUACACCUGCUGCAGAUGGCAGGAGAAACCGUCACCCUCAAAAUCAAGAAACAGACUGACACACCAGAUGACAAAAAUAAAGAGAACGAUCUCGAUAACGAGCUCAGCGAUAACGAGGACGAGAUGACAGACUCACAGAAGACCAAUAAAUUGUCCGACAUUUAUUCCACCACCAUCCCCAGCGUGGAUUCAGCAAUGGAAUCAUGGGACGGAUCAGGAAUUGAUGCUGGUUAUAGCAGCCAAGGUGCCUACAUCCAUCAGGCUGCUGGGAUUGCUUUACACCCUCACGAGUGGCGUAACACCAAGCAGAGAAACAGCACUCCACCUCCCACCCGCCGCAAAAACUACCCGUUUAGUGACGGAGGAUUCAGUGAAGACGACUGGGAUAAAGCUGCUGGAUACAGCAGCCAGAUGCAUGCCGAUGGUCUCAUAAUGGAGCAGGAGGACAGCUUCUGGUGCCAAGCCCUGGAGGACCUGGAGACGUGUGGCCAGUCCGAGCUACUGCGUGAGAUUGAGGCAUCAAUAAUGACCGGCAGUGCCCUGAGUUUGGGCGUGGAGGGUGGAAAGACCCACUGCGAGACAGUCGGCCAACCCCACCUCAGCCCCCUGCGUAAGGCCCCACAUCUUCUCAACGAGACCAAGAGCAAAAACACACUCCGCAUGUCUGAGAAAACCUGGGAAUCACGAAGGAUCAAAGAAGAGAUUCAGGACAUCCUGUCGCCCACACCAUUAGAGCUGCACAAGGUGACGGUGAUGAAAGACCCAGAGAGCGAUGACUUUGGAUUCAGCGUAUCGGACGGUUUCUUGGAAAAGGGUGUUUACGUGAACAUGAUCAGACCUGAGGGUCCAGCAGACCGUGCUGGACUCAAACCGUACGACAGGAUCCUUCAGGUGAACCACGUACGGACACGUGAUUUCGACUGCUGCUUAGCUGUUCCCCUCAUCACAGAGGCUGGAGACAAACUGGAGCUGGUGAUUAGCCGAAACCCAUUAGCACAGCCGGGUGUCGCCCAGCCCCAUGACUGCCAUCCCCACUUCAACACUGUAGGCCAUUCCCGCGAGCACCAGACCAGCACGCUGGACCUGUGACCAUUGGGUAACUCAGACUAUAUCCACACCGGACCAUUUGUUGCAACAGACCAUCACAGGCAGCCAUGAUUCACUGGUUUCAUUACAAAACUAAUGAACUGAAAUAUCCAAAUCGUGGAAACAGUACAACAAGAUUUGAGCCAGUGUUCAGUACAAAACUCGGAAGGAUCUGAGCCAGUUUUUAAAAACAGAAAAAAAUAAAUACAAAUAUUUUUUGGACGACUACAAUACAUACAACAUAUGGACUUCACCCCAUCGAAUCAAAAUGUUCUUUUCUUUUCUUUGUUCUUUUUUUGUUUGUUUCUUUACUUUUUAUUGUUUAUUGUUUUGUUUUUGGUAUUUUAGUUUGGCUUGCUUUUUUUUUAUUUGGAUUUUAGUUUUUUGUUUUGUUUUUCAGAUUUAAAAAAAAAAAAUAAACAUGCUGUGUCCAAAUGUUUACAAAACAGAAAAAGGAUUCUGCUUUUGAAGUAGAUCGCUAUUAGAUGUAAGCAUUUUUUUAGGUGUCUUACAUUUCCAUUUUCACUAGCAAGUGUUUUUUACUUACACAACAAACUACAAAUUAAGCUUUAUUUCUGUUUUAGUCCUGGCUGAGUCACUGCUGGAAUACCUUCAGGCACACUUUGUCCUUUCUCACACUACUACUAUAAACAGACAAAACACCACUAUUCUUUGUUCCCUACACGCAUAAACAGUAUAGACUUCCUAAAAACAAACUUAAAUUUGUCUUUGUGUCAGACACAAACACUUGAGGCUACGAGUGCCACGACAACAAUGCACAAGGUGACUGCCUGCUGCUCUAAAAUAUUUGAUAUUGCCAACAAAGACUUCACAGCCUCUCGUGUCAACAUCACGUUUCUUAGUAUAAGGCAUUUUCCAUGAAUAGGGUACACUUUAAAUUUUUUUUUAAUGCAGUAGAGAGACUUUUUUUAUUCUGAGGUCAAUUAGAAAUGUUAGAUAAUCUAUUAUAUAACAAAAUAAUAAACAUAUUAAUCCUCUGGUCCUCUUUGGUUAGGGGUCACACUUGGCUCCUUCAUGGUCAAAAGUGACCGAAGCCUUGAAAUGUAACUUUUUUUGUUCUUCAGUAAAACCAAUGUAAUAUCAACAAUAUUUUCAAUAAUAUUUUUUGAUUAUUAUUUAAAAUUUUGAGGGUAUUUUAUGAUAGUAUGCAAUAUUUAUACAACUUUUAUUAGCUAGUUUUCCCCAUUGAAAAUAAUUUUAUUUUCAAUUAAAGCAGUAUUUCAUAUUAAAAUAGAGAAGACAUUUAAAAUCCAAUUUUUUUUAAGGUAGAUUAGUGCUAUCUGGUGAGAGUAAAAAAGAAAAAUAUAUGUAAUGCCAUGUUGUAACCACUAGAUUCCUAUAUAGCUCUAUAUAAUGUGGCUUAUAACAUUUAAUUCAUUAUUGUUUAUUCACUAAAGUUUAAAAAAAAAUGGAAAUAAAAUAUGACAAGAUCUCAGAGUUAAACUGUGUCAGAAAAAAAUCAUCUUAAUUA